AUGACGGUUUGUCAUGUGAUAUUCUUUAUCCAAUAAAAUUUAUUGAAGAAAAAUACCGCUAAAUACCACAUGCAAACCGCAAACUCAUGACAACAAAUAUGGCGUCCAAAAAAAGCAAGAAAACCUCAAAGAAAACCGAAGGACAGGGCAAUUUUACAUGGACUGACGGACGAAAUUGAGUUGUUGCUUGCGGUUAUUUACGAAUAUAAAAACAGUAAGGAAUCAGAGGGAUUCAACUGGGAGUCAUUUAAGACAAAAUAUCCUCGAAAUCAAGAUGCAGACGAUCAAAGAGAAUUCCCUUUGGGAAAGGGAAAGAAUCCAUCCGAAGUGUUAACAAAGGAGCGAGUUGUUGCCAAAAUAAAAGCUUUGUGAUUAAAGUACCGAAAAGCUUUAGAUUCUGGUAGAAAGAGUGGAGGUGGAAGAGUUGUUGCUCAGUUCUAUGAUAUAUGUUCAAAAAUCUGGAGUGGAAGUCCUGCAGCGGAGGCAAUUGAAGGAGGUAUUGACAGCAGCCUUACGUCAGAAAACACAACAACAGAAACAACCAAUGAUGAGUCGAGUAUUCCACCAGAACCAGUACAAGCUCCGAAUGAUGCUAUGUCAAGCGAUGAAAGUGAAACUAGCACACAAGGUCCUGAUCAUCAUCGAAGAGAUCUAGUGAAGCAUUUACAGGAAAGCAGAAAUGCUAAGCUCAAGAAAAAAAUUCCAGUUGGCAAACAGAUACUUGACAUAACAAAAAAGGAUUUUGAGCUGAAAAGAGAGAUGUGGAGCACAUGA
Molecule: messenger RNA, 774 nt
Organism: Paramuricea clavata
Lineage: Eukaryota; Metazoa; Cnidaria; Anthozoa; Malacalcyonacea; Plexauridae
Source: the annotation of a GenBank genome assembly